AUGUCCCAAAAUCGUGUGAAGGGUUCCCCAAGCUAUCAAGGAGCUCAUCGGCAUUUUGGAGGUACAUUAGAGUUGCAAAAUCUGUUGAAGUCCCAGGAUCUGUGGAGGAUUGUGAGAGAUGGCACGAAAGUCGACAUCGAUGACGCUGUGCACACCAGCCCUAGGUUCAACAUCGGACCAGCUGAUCCUGCCACAUCACACACUAGCACCGUCGGCCUGUACGCUGCUACAAGAGCAAGGGGCAUUACACAAUUUACAGUAAUGUUCCGUCAAGACAGGCACAACCUUGGUGACGCUAGCCACCAUUCGGAACCGAAACAUCACUGGGGACGUGUGACAAAACUCUCGCUGAGGAUUGCUGGCCUAAUGCACGUACAUGCAUCGCAAAAUGGUGUUCUUCGCAACUGGUGGCCUUCCCCUUCAUCCUCCACUGGCUCGAUUCCUCCGAUCCCAACUGUUGCACUGUUAGGUGUAAAUAGCUAG
Molecule: messenger RNA, 483 nt
Organism: Cantharellus anzutake
Lineage: Eukaryota; Fungi; Basidiomycota; Agaricomycetes; Cantharellales; Hydnaceae
Exons: 3
Coding region: 1-483 (160 amino acids)
Source: RefSeq, a predicted model, not a curated record